Lingula anatina is the source of this 2226-nucleotide messenger RNA. Its product is annotated as acidic mammalian chitinase-like. The record is from RefSeq and is a predicted model, not a curated record. Gene Ontology annotation, cellular component: extracellular region. Gene Ontology annotation, biological process: chitin catabolic process; carbohydrate metabolic process. Gene Ontology annotation, molecular function: chitin binding; chitinase activity. Lineage: Eukaryota; Metazoa; Brachiopoda; Lingulata; Lingulida; Lingulidae.
AUGGUACCGGUGAGGACGGUCUGUCUCUUCGUCCUUGUGUUCUGCUGCCUUCUCAAGCCGUCCCUUUUCCAGGCUGACAGUAAGGAAAACACCACGAACAAAGCUAGAGCUCAGUCUCGGCAGUUUCUACGUGUGUGCUACCACACCAACUGGUCACAAUACAGGUCCGGCAUUGGUCACUUCACUGUGGACAACAUCGACCCUACGCUAUGUACGCAUAUCGUGUACGCAUUCGCCAAUCUGAACAGCGGAGUGAUCAGUCACAGGGAGUGGAAUGAUGAAGAUAAUUUCAAAAAGAUGAUGAGACACAAACAACAAAACCCAUCUCUGAAGGUCCUAAUGGCCAUUGGUGGCUGGAAUGCUGGGACAACUCCAUUCACGCGGAUCGUGAAAACGCGACAUUCUCGUAAAAAGUUUAUUGAUCACGCGAUCAAGUAUCUCAGAGAACGGGACUUUGAUGGCCUCGAUCUGGACUGGGAAUACCCCGGAAGUCGAGGCAGUCCGUCAGUAGAUAAAGAGAGGUUUACGCUUUGGGUUAAGGAGCUCCGAGAAGCUUUUGAGACCGAGGCUGAAGCCUCGAGUAGAGAGAGGUUACUGCUGACAGCCGCGGUGGCAGCGGGAGGCGACAAAAUAAAAACUGGAUAUGAAGUCAAGAAAAUUGCCGCGCACCUUGACUUCAUCAGCGUAAUGACUUACGAUCUUCACGGCAGCUGGGAGACAUUUACCGGCAUUAACGCUCCUUUGUACGCUCGGCCCGGAGAGACGGGGAAACAGGCCACACUCAACGCCGACUGGGCCAUAAGGAAAUGGAUCUCACUGGGCGCGCCAAGAAAUAAACUUGUGAUGGGAAUACCACUGUACGGCAGGGCAUUCAGACUUGCCAAUGGCAACGACCAUGGGCUAGGCAGUCCAGCUAGGGGCAAGGGGACGGCAGGGCGUCACACUGGAGAGGCCGGGUUUCUAGCAUACUUCGAGGUGUGUGAAAAGCUGACUUCUGGAUGGACCAGGGUCUGGAGCGAUGACCACAAGGCGCCAUACGCCUACAAUACAGCACGUUCACAGUGGGUUGGAUAUGAGGACCUCACAAGUAUUGGAUAUAAGCUGCAGUAUAUCAUGGACAAUAACUUAGCUGGCUCCAUGGUGUGGUCCCUGGCACUUGAUGACUUCAGAGGUACAUGUGAUGGCGGUGUUGUAAAUCCUCUUUUAACGAAGAUCAAAAAGGCACUUUCAGACCAAACCCGGAAUGACAGUUAUAUACCUCCUACGGAUGGCAUAAAGGUGACAGGGGACAGUGCUCCGGACACAUUAUCCAGCACCUGUGAGAGCAGAUGUGUCUUUGGCUUUAUUGCAGCUCUUUUGAUCAUCUCAUACUUGACUUUGUUCUGGUUAUUCGCUUGGCUCACCUGCCCAGUUCCUUUUGUAAUCUACGGUGCCAAUGUGUUGCUAAAGAAAACAACAUGGGGCUCACGCUUUAUCUCGUGGGUUGGAGAAAAGGCGAGAGGUGUAGAACGUUCUCUGCGAUGGGCAGUUCACAAAGCACAAGUGAAGUACGGCCCGGCUAUGAAGAAGAGCAUCAACAAAAACAAAAUGACAAAAAACGGUAAUCCGCCCACGCAGGUGAAACGUGGUUCAAACGAUGUCAGUCAAAUCCACUUGCCCGAAAACAACCGUCCAAACGAGACAAAAAAUGUAUCAUCAGCUGACAAUAACAUGGAACACAAUCGUGUCACUGUGGGACAACACGGUGGUCAUAUAUUACGUCAUAACCGAGAUGCACACGAUUUACAUACACGCGCCACCGGACAUCGGCGAGACACUGAUUUUGAAAAUCGACAUCAUUACACUAAUGCAAAGAGUGGACUUAGGGGUGUGAAUAUAUCUGACAACAAAUGCGUAAGCGGUAGUAAGAAUGUUCAGACAUCUGGUAGUCAAAACCCAAUUCCGGUGCAUCAAGAAAAUCUAUAUGUAAAUACAGCUGAUAUUCAAUUAACGAGGUCUCUAAACGAAAAACCUCACAGUCUCCAACUGGAUGUGCGCAACUUACAGCAGCACGGCCAAGACAAACAGCACGGCAGCGCGCUCCGUUUCGUCGCUUGUCCUCCAGUUAACUUUCCCUUGGCAGCUAAUGGCCGUUGUUUGCAGCAUAAUGAACAUACAAUCAGCACCAAGAAUCCAAAAUGUGCUAAAAGACUACCGCCCCCUAUAGCCAGGUCAUCGUACGUGUGA